Molecule: messenger RNA, 1330 nt
Organism: Ambispora leptoticha
Lineage: Eukaryota; Fungi; Glomeromycota; Glomeromycetes; Archaeosporales; Ambisporaceae
Source: the annotation of a GenBank genome assembly
UUUGAAAGAAGUGUUGGUAAAAUAUGAUAUAGAAUCCAAAGGCAUAGAUGCAAUUCCACUAUUCAGUUCACUGAUUCCUCAUAGUAUUCAAGAUGAUGAUGUGUAUUUUGAAGAAUAUAUCACAGAAAUUAACAAAAGGCUAAGGGACUAUGAUAUCUUAUACCUGGAUAGUUUAAAAGCUAUGCAUAAUAAGUAUAUAGUUACGAUACUCUAUAUUAUUAGAAAUGAAACAAAAAAAGAAUUUAACAUAAGGCCACAACAAGAAAUUAUCGGAGAAGAAAGUUCUGGACGUUUCUUGGAUAAGGACUCGGAAAAAUAUCAGACUUUGUAUAAGAAUGUGAAAAAGAUUUUGGAAAUGAUUAUUGGAUUAUUAAAGGAUAGGCAAGAAGGAAUAAAGCAAGCUAUAGGAUUAACGCCAGCCUGUGAAAGUAUUCUUGUUAAAUUUAAUGAAAAAGUUCUAAAUCUGAAUUGUACUUUGAAUAACUUGCAUGAUUUUGAAAAGCCAGAGAAAUCUGGAGGCAUAGGAAUGAAAAUAAGUGGUAUUUCUGAAAUAUCACAAGUAUCUUCAGUCUGCUAUAUAGAUUUAGAAUGUGAAAGAACACUUGCUUCUACAUGUAUCAAAACUAAAGAAGGAAAGAUUAAUAUCAAUAAUAAAAAAAUUGCAGAAGCACUUAUAUCAUUUGUUACCAGAAAACUCCCAAAAGCUACAAGAGGUCCAAUAGAUAUUCAUAGAUGGAUGGAAGAAAAAUAUUAUUCUACAGUACCAAUUCCUUCGCAAGAGCUUAAAGCAGAAUAUAAUGAACUUGAAAAAUUCCUGAAAGAUGCACAAUCUUACCAAUUUCAUUGCUGGCAAGAAAGAGAAGGUAUUAAGUCCACACCUAGGAAUGUUGUUGAAAUUUGGCAACAAUCUCAAGUAGAAUCAAUAAGUGCAUCAGAAGCAUUAUCUUGGCUAGUAGCAUGGGAAUUUGCCAAAAAUCUUCAUCUAUUCACAGCAGGACUUAUUAGACAACAUCUUACAGAAAAGGAAGACUGGAUUCCAAUAUCUCUUAUAGAUUACCUGCUUAGUAUUGGAUGGCUUAUAAGUAUAACUCCAAGAGAAAUCAUAUAUAGUGUAGGCCAACUUACACUAUGGGGUGAUAAAGAAGGUCUGCAUAAAUUUCUUACAGAAUGGGCUGAUGAAGUAAUCUGGUAUAUGGAAGACUAUCAUGCACAAGAUAAUGAACUCAAGAUAUUAAAAUUACAUAUGUGGAUAAAAAAUGAUAUUACUCAAUUACUAAAAUUUCAUAAAACUAUACCUAAAACAACAUGGGAAAAUGCUUUUGCUCAGUAG